Messenger RNA from Aspergillus pseudoviridinutans, 2445 nucleotides. RefSeq names its product protein slx4 (gene slx4). The transcript has 2 exons. Bases 1 to 2445 code for a protein of 814 amino acids. Gene Ontology annotation, cellular component: nucleus; Slx1-Slx4 complex. The record is from RefSeq and is a predicted model, not a curated record. Gene Ontology annotation, biological process: DNA replication; DNA repair. Gene Ontology annotation, molecular function: 5'-flap endonuclease activity. Lineage: Eukaryota; Fungi; Ascomycota; Eurotiomycetes; Eurotiales; Aspergillaceae.
AUGUGUACAGCUACAGACAUAAUCGUUCUCUCUUCUUCGCCAGAUCAGAUUCCCUCUCACUCUCCAGCAGAGCCAAAAUGUGAUCCGGAGAAGGUAUGCGGCAUAUCACCGGUUUCUUCGUCCCCUUCGCCUCUGCCUUCUCCGUCAGAGCUGUUUCGGCCACCCGUGCGCUCGCGGUUUUUCAAAACUCAAAAUGGAAACGACAGCUCGUCGAGGGCUGGGAAAGAAAAGUCUGAAACAGGGACUAAAUUGAAAGAUUUGGCUGCACCGAGGAGAAAGAAGGUGGCUCGAGGAGGAAGACAGAUACGGGCGAAAGAACAAUCUACGAACGAGUCACAGACGCUCUUUGACCAUUCUGAACCUCCCAUACCGAAACACGAUGAAUGCACGUCCGAGAAAGGGACAGGAUCAAAGAAAAAGCGCACAGACGCUGCGAAAAAGCGCACUACGUCCAAAAACAAGACGAUCACUGGGAAAGUGGCGAAAUCCGGCAUUACCGAGACUGUCAAAUCUGAAGAUAAAACCAAGGAACUUGUGACAUCGGACGUCUCACCGGGAAAAAGUUCAGCGAACAAACUGGAGUUGGAGAAGGAUGGCUUACAACUUGAAGUAGCUAUGAAGAGAAGGCUAGAUUGGACGCCUACGAAGGACACUGGCAAGCGAGCCGUCGAAUUGGAUGAUAUUGACGACGAUAAGAUUCGCUUCGGCAGCCUUCUAUCGGAAUAUGGCUUUUUGAAAGCCGCCACCGAUUCUCAAGGUGACUUGAAACUCUCUGACGGUGGCGCUCCAACGAAGCGCAGGCGACUAGAGCUUGUAGACACUCGAAACACAUCAAAUUCUAAGCGGACAUCGCCGAAGGUUGAUAGUAACCGUUCAAAUGUCUGCAGCACUCGAUCCUCCAAAGCCUCAGCAGGCGAGGGGAGGCCGAGGAAAAGAAGCAGAAAGAUCACAACUCUUACUGGCCGUGUGACAGCCCUAUACACCAAUGAUAGUACAGAUCACUUGGAUGCAGCAGGCGCCAUGAUGAGAGCCUCAGAUGAUGUCACCAACAACGUCCUGUCUGAAGGCAAAUUGUUCUCUAUAUCCCUGGACAUCGACUCAAGUGUUCUCCCUCCUGAGGAUGCCGUCAAUUACUUGAAGGAUCAGGAUUUGAUGUUCGGAACAUGCAGUCAGUUGGAGCGGGAAGACUCGCCAACGAUGCUCAGAGAUAUGCAAAAGGCAAUACGCGCGUCAGAAAAUAGUAUGAUUGAAAACCGCAAGCCUUCUUCGACCACAAGGGAAGUGUCUGGUUUAUAUUCUCGUACCGCAGUAUCGCGCUUCCAAACUCCAAGAGAUUUAUGGUCUGUCGCAGCCAGAGAUGUGGAUGGAUCCCUAGCUGAAAUUGAGGUGCUGGAUAUGGUAGACAUUUCUGACAUUUCCGAGCUUCCGCCGAAACCCGAUGGUGAGCUACAGGACAGGACUGAAAAGGAUGAGGAGAACACAGUGCCUCAGGGAAAACCUCUCCGGUCUGUAGAGAUCACGGAUGAAGUUGAGGCGGGAGUCGGCAUAUACACGGAGAACUUGAUAACCAGCGAAAUUAAAUCGGAGGAAACCGUUUGCAGGGCAUCGGAAAUUCGCCCAAUGCCACGAUUCGCUGAUUGGAAGGACUCCGAUUUGUCAAGGGAAGUCAGAUUGUAUGGUUUCAAGCCAAUGAAGAGUCGCAGGAAGAUGAUUGAAGUGCUUGAAAAAUGCUGGGAGGCGCAACACGUGAGCACACCGACCGUUGUUCAAGAUGUUCCAGGAAAACCAGAUGACGGCUCGACGGGAAAGGCUAGCGCUCAAUCGCAGACAAACAAGCAAACCUCGACGACGGAUGCAGCUAAAAAGGCGAAAAAGGAGAGCGCAUGUCUCGCCGAAGAGGCGAAACCGAUUGCAGCUCUGGAGGAUAAACCGAGUCACACCGCUAACAAAUCGAGUCAGGCGUUGGCGAAGUCAUCAUUUGCAGAUGUGGAAGAAAUUGAGGAUUCGGAAGAUGAGCUCAUACCAUCUCCCAGUCGGCUGCAGAGUCAUUACAAGCGCCAUAUGUCAGAAAGCAGUAGCAGUCAGCCUCUGCCUGUUUCAACUAUGCCAUCCAGUCCGACGCGGACAAAUGCUGACUCCGGCACCAAACCGUCUCCUGAUUCUGUAGCGGAAUCUAGUCUGCCAGAUCUGGCCAGCCAGAUAACCAAGGCUAUACGAUUGCAGCCACGAUCGUUCUCCGUUGGCUGCAAGCGCCCUAGCUGGCAUGAGAAAAUUCUGAUGUACGAUCCCAUCGUCCUGGAGGAUUUUGCCACCUGGCUCAACAUCGAGGGACUGGGGCUUGUCCAUGAGGACAGAGAAGUCAGUGCAGAAUUUGUGAGGCAGUGGUGUGAGAGCAACGGCAUCUGCUGCGGUUUUAGAAAGAAUAGCAGACGGUCUGAGCGGUAG